Exophiala xenobiotica is the source of this 1429-nucleotide messenger RNA. RefSeq lists its product as uncharacterized. The record is from RefSeq and is a predicted model, not a curated record. The transcript has a single exon. Lineage: Eukaryota; Fungi; Ascomycota; Eurotiomycetes; Chaetothyriales; Herpotrichiellaceae. Bases 1 to 1350 code for a protein of 449 amino acids.
AUGGACCACCUCCCCUCCUUCGGCAAGGCCAUCUCCCAAGUCAUGCUCCCAACCUUCAAAGCCUACGCGCCCCUCCUAUCCCAACACGCCGGCUCCAUCAAAUCCACACGGCGCGAAACAUUCUCCUACGGUCCUCACCCUCGUCAACAACUCGACGUCUACACACCUUCAUCUUCACCUCCAGCAUCAUCACCUUCUGGAGAGGGCGGUGGCGGCGGCGGAAGGUCAAUCACCACCGCCAACCCCAACUCGGUCUUCAUAUUCCUGUACGGCGGCGGCUUCGUCAACGGCGCCAAAAUCCUACCGAAUUACCCGAAAGAAGGACAGGAAAGUCUUGUCUACGCCAAUCUAGGCCACUUCUUCGCCGAGAAUCUGGCUCUGAAGACCGUCAUUGUUGAUUACAGACUGAUAUCGCACGGCGCCAAAUUCCCUUCUGGCGGUCACGAUCUCGAGCUCGCGAUCGACUGGGUCGUCGACAACUUGGACCUCAACCACGACCGCAACCACAACCACAACCACAACCACAAUAGUAACUCCCCCCGUGAACAACACGAGCACGCACCGCUUGACCUGUACGUCAUGGGCAACUCGGCCGGCGGCGUGCAUCUAGCCACCUACCUCCUCGCGCCGGAUUUUGCCGAGAGUCGACGGCGCCUUCUGAAACCCUCGCUCACACCCGCACCAGCACCCACCCUGGGGACCUCGUCCAGGUCCAACACCGGCUCCAGCUCCGGCACCAGAGCGGCCGACGGCAAACCGAAUACUAGUACCAACGCCAGCCUGAAAGGCGUGAUAUUUCUCUCCGUCCCCUUCCAUUUCGACCGCGCCCUCCCCGAACGCAAAAACACGCUGGCAACGUACUAUGGCGACCACGACGACGCUGUAUCGACCCGAUCGCCGCUCGGCCUUCUCCGGGCCGCGAAAAGAUCGAAGUCCCCGGUGGGUGAUGGCUCUGGCUCUAGCUCUACCUCUGGCUCCGGCUCUGGCUCCGGCUCCGGCUCAGCCAUUAUCGACGACGUCAACGACCUUGCCGCAAACAUAUCAGUCCUAGUAUUGAAAGGGUCGCUGGACCCCGAGGACGAGAUCUUGGGCCCCAUCACGGAUUUCGUCGACGAGUGGCAGGGGCACGCGCAAGAGCAAGAAAACACGGAGGGCAAGGACGUGGAAGCCGGACUCGGACGGAAUACCACUGCUACUACCACUAGUUCAAAAUUGCAAUUGGAAUGCCUACCGGGCCAGCAUAAUCAUAUCAGCCCCGUAUUGAGCCUGGGCACGAGAAUACCGGCCGAAGAGGCCUGGGGACGGCGCGUGGUGGAUUUUGUGGCUACGACUUCGACUUCACGCUCGUAACUUGAAUGGACCAUGGUAUGAUACGAGAUACAGAUACAAAGACAAAUACGAGGACCAUUGGACUAAGACUACGAAAUUG